Molecule: messenger RNA, 2134 nt
Organism: Aureococcus anophagefferens
Lineage: Eukaryota; Pelagophyceae; Pelagomonadales; Pelagomonadaceae
Exons: 1
Coding region: 1-2127 (708 amino acids)
Source: RefSeq, a predicted model, not a curated record
AUGCCGUUUCGGCUGUGCCUCGCGCUCCUCACAUAUUUCGCCACCGCCUUCGACCCCACGGCCUGGCUCGACGGCGCCUGCGGCCGACCUCGCGGCCGGGGCGUCAUCGUCGUGGCGACGCGGUUCAUGCAGGGCCAGGGCCAGUUCCCGGCGUUGGUCGGUGCGCGCCUCGAGCAAAUCUUAACCGUCACGAUCCCGUCGAUGGCCGCGCAGACCGACAGGUGCUUCUUUUGGGUCGUCGCGACCGAUCCCGCGCUCCCCGCGGAGCCGCGAAAACGCCUCGAAGACGCGCUCGCGGUCAUGCCGCACGCGCGGCUCGUGGAUUCCACGGAGCCCAUCACCAUCGGCGCGCCGCGGAUCGCGCAGCUGUUGGCGAAGCGGGCCUUCGGCCCCGGGCCGUGGCGCGGCGUGAAGGAGCUCACGGUCGUCACGCUCGACGCCGACGACGCGCUCCACGCCGCGUACGUCCGCUACCUCAACGACUGGCGCCUCGCCGCGCCGCAGCUGACGCCGGAGCGCAACUACGCGUACGCGUGCGCGUCGCGGGCCAUGAAGUGGUCCGGGUCCGUCGACGGCCGCCACGGCUUCUCGAACGAGAACCACGACGGCGAGAAGAGCGGCCACAAGGGCUGCCUCAACUCGGGCCUCGCCAUGGCGCAGCGCGUCGCGCCCGGGGGCUUCUUCGAAAGCUGCGAGCCCCGGCCGUGCCACUUCAAGCACCCCGAGCUCCGGGAGAAGUUGCCGGUGGAGGUCGUCGUCGUGAAACGGGGCGGCCGGCCCAUCACGUCGUCGCCCGUGCUGCGCGUGCGGUCCAUCACGUCGACGGGCGGCCGCGGCGGCGGCAAGAUCCACGGGCAGAACGCGACGCGGAGCGGCGCGCAACAGGUCGACGCCGCGCAUCUCAAAGCCGCGUUCGGCGUCGACGGCGCCGCUUUGGAAAAGCUGACGACCUACCUGAAGGCCCACGAGGCCGACGUCGCCCGCGAGAUGCUGGGCCACCGCAACGCGACGGGCUGCAGCGACGUCUACAUGGGCAGCUGCGCUCGCGACGAGACGCUCGCGUGGGCGCGGUCCGUGCUCGGCGAGCUCCCGGCCUUCGACGCGACGGCGUGGCUCGACGGCGGCGCAUGCGGACGCGCGCGGCCGGGCAGGCGGACGCUCGUCGUGACGCGCUUCAACCAGGGCCAGGGGCGGUUCCCGGCGCUCGUCGACGCGCGGCUCGAGCAGCUCCUCGCGGUGACGGCGCCGUCGAUGCGCGCGCAGUCCGACGCAUGCUUUUUGUGGCUCGUCGCGACGGACCCGGCGCUGCCGGCGGCGCCGCGGCGGCGCCUGGAACAGGCGCUCGCGAGGCUGCCCCACGCGCGGCUCGUCGACGCGGACGAGCAGCUGACGCCGAAUCGGCCGCGGGCCGCGCGCGACGUCGCGCGGCGCGCCUUCGGCCUCGCGGACUGGCGGUCCGUCGACGAGGUCAUGGUCGUCAACGUCGACGCCGACGACGGGCUCCACCGGGACUACGUGCGGGCGCUCCACGCGUGGCGCGACGGCGCGCGAUCGCUGACCGCGGAACGGACCUACGCGCACGCGUGCGCGGCGCGGAGCAUGUCCUGGACGGGCGUCGCCGACGGCGCCAACGCCUUCAUGCACGAGCGGCUCAGCGGCGACUUCAAGAAGACGAAGAAGGGCUGCCUCAUGUCGGGCCUCGCGGUCGCGCAUCGGUUGGAGGACGGCGGCCGCGCGCCGUGCGCGCCCGCGCCCUGCCACUUCCCGCACACGGAGCUCCGCGAGCACCUCGACGUCUUCGUCGUCGAGCCAGCGAAGGACGACGCGCGCAUGAAGCACGCGCCCGUGCUCCGCGUCAAGUCGAUCACGACGACCGGCGGCGGCAACUUCGGCGAGCUGCGGCACCACAGGGCCGUCGACGGGGCGACGCUGCGCGCGAGCUUCGGCGUCGACGCCGAGGCCCUCGUCGCGCUCGCGGCCUACCUCGCGGCCCACGAGGUCGCCAUCGCGCGCGAGAUCCUCGGCCACCGCGACGCGUCGGGCUGCCACGAGUCCUACGUGGGCAGCUGCGAGCGCGCGGGCGCGCUCGAGCGGGCCCGGGCCGUCGUCGCGCGGGCGGCGUCGUAAGGGGGGG